GGAGGCUUUGGUGGUUCCGUGCUGAGACCUGCUGCUAGGAGCUGUGAGGAGAGCGGCGAGCUAGGGAUCCGCGCCAUGGCUGCGGUGACCUAUGAGGAUGUGCAUGUGAACUUCACUCAUGAAGAGUGGGCAUUGCUGGGUCCUUCCCAGAAGAGUCUCUACAGAGAUGUGAUGCUGGAGACCUACUGGAACCUCACUGCUAUAGGUUACAAAUUGGAAGACCACAAUGUUGAAGAAUACUAUCAAAGUUAUAGAAGACAUAGAAGGUAUAACAUCUGUCAUUGUGGGUACAAGCCUUGUGAGCAUAAGGGAUAUGGAAAGAACCAAUAUAUCUUUGCCUGUAACAAUUUUCUUCAAAUAUAUGAUAGAAUCCAAACUGAAGAGAAACCGUAUGGAUGUACUCAAUGCAGUAAAGCCUUUGCAAAUUUCCGUAGUCUUCGAAAACAUGAAAAAAACCAUACUAGAGAAAAACCCUAUGAGUGUAGUCAGUGCAGUAAAGCCUUUGUAAGUCGCAGUUCUCUUCAAAUACACGAAAGAACGCAUACAGGAGAGAAACCCUAUGACUGUAAUGAAUGUGGAAAAGCCUUUUCAACUCGCAGUCAUCUUCAAAUACACAAAAGAACUCAUACAGGAGAGAAACCCUAUGAUUGCAGUGAAUGUGGUAAAGCAUUUGCACGUAGCAGCAAUCUUCUAAUACAUAAAAGAAGUCAUACAGGAGAGAAACCCUAUGGUUGCAAUGAAUGUGGGAAAGCGUUUGCAUGUCGCAGUCAUCUUCAAAUACACAAAAGAACUCACACUGGAGAGAAACCCUAUGAUUGUGAUGAAUGUGGGAAAGCCUUUGCAACUCGCAGUCAUCUUCAAAUACAUGAAAGAACUCACACUGGCGAGAAACCUUAUGAAUGUAAUCAGUGCGGUAAAGCCUUUAUAGGUCGCAGUCAUCUUCAAAUACAUAAAAGAGUGCAUACUGGAGAGAAACCUUAUGAGUGUAAUCAAUGUGGUAAAGCUUUUGCAUAUAACAGUGAUCUUCAUCGACAUGAAAUAAUUCAUACUGGAGAGAAACCCUAUGGAUGUAAUCAAUGUGGUAAAGCCUUUGCAAGUCGUAGUAGUCUUCGAAAUCAUGAGGAACAUCAUUCUCUUGAGAAACCAUAUGAAUGUACUCUAUGUGGUAAAGCCUUUGCAUAUUGCAGUAAUCUUUAUAUACAUGAAAGAUGUCAUACUGGAGAGAAACCGUAUGUAUGUACUCAGUGUGGUAAAGCCUUUGCACGUCGCAGUCACCUUCAUAUACAUGAAAGAAUUCAUGCUGGAGACAAACCUUAUGAGUGUAAUCAAUGUGGAAAAGCUUUUCUACUUCGCAGUAGUCUUCAAAUACAUGAAAGAACUCACACUGGAGAGAAACCUUAUGUAUGUACUCAGUGUGGUAAAGCCUUUGCACGUCAGAGUCUUCUUCAAAUACAUGAAAGAAGUCAUACUGGAGAGAAACCUUAUGAGUGUAAUCAAUGCAGUAAGGCCUUUGUAUGUCGCAGUAGUCUUCAAAUGCAUGAAAGAACUCACACUGGAGAGAGACCUUACGAAUGUAAUCAGUGUGGAAAAGCCUUUUCACGUCGCAGUCUUCUUCAGAAACAUGAAAGAAGUCAUAGUGGAGAGAAACCUUAUGAGUGUAAUCAAUGUGGUAAAGCCUUCGCAAGUCGUAGUAGUCUUCGAAAUCAUGAAAAACAUCAUAAUAUUGAGAAACCUAAUGAAUGUAAUCAGUGUGCUAAAGCAUUUACAUCUCUUCCACCAUCUUCAAAUAUAUGAAAGAAACCACACUGGAAAGAACCUCAGAGUGUAGUCAAUGUGGAAAAUCCUUUACAAGUCACAGUUACCUUCAAAUACACAAAAGAAGUCACA
Messenger RNA from Mus pahari (shrew mouse), 1887 nucleotides. Its product is annotated as zinc finger protein 431-like. The record is from RefSeq and is a predicted model, not a curated record. Gene Ontology annotation, biological process: central nervous system development; regulation of transcription by RNA polymerase II. Bases 76 to 1794 code for a protein of 572 amino acids. Gene Ontology annotation, cellular component: nucleus. The transcript is spliced from 4 exons. Gene Ontology annotation, molecular function: DNA-binding transcription factor activity, RNA polymerase II-specific; RNA polymerase II cis-regulatory region sequence-specific DNA binding. Lineage: Eukaryota; Metazoa; Chordata; Mammalia; Rodentia; Muridae.